UGGGGGCCUCUCUUGUGGGCUGGUCUUAAGUUUUCCUGGAUGAGUAGGCUCUUUGCUAUUUCCUGAAAACAUGUUAUGAAAAACUACUGCAAUGAACAGAUUUUGCAAUAGAACAUAAAUAAAUCUGCAAGAGGUUCGUGUCUGUGCACAGAAUUAUGGCUUCCUCUUUACUGUUCGGAUUCUGUGUUCUUUCUCUCACACUUGCAGCUUCAGGACUUCACUCUUCAGAUCAACCACUGAUGUUUGCUUCACUAGGAGAUAGUGUUACUUUGCCAUGUGGUGUACCCUCCAUCACAUCCCGCUCCUCUGUGAGCUGGACUUGGCCUGAAACGGUCACAGAGGUGGUGAAGGCGGGACAGGUGACAGAACUCUACGUCCCCAGGUUCAACCUGCUGCAGGACUACUCUCUGCAAAUUCAUCACGUUGAACUCAAUGAUGCUCAACUCUACUCCUGUGAAAGUGGAGGACUCAGUUCAAGGGUUUCCCUUCACGUACUCCAAAUUGAUAAGGAAAAUACGCCCAGCGCGGACAUGUUAGAGCUUCACUGUUAUCUCAACACACAUAAAGGUCAUGUAUCUUGUAACAACAGAGGAAUAAACACCACAUGGAUUACUGAAGAUAAUAAACCUUUAAAUGGAGGCAGGUUUACCUUUGAAUAUGUCUCUGAAUGCUUCUCUAAACUCAUCAUCCAUAAAAAGCUGACAGACCAUUACAGAAAAUGGAGAUGCCAGCUGAAUCAGAAUCAAACAGUUAAAGCCAGAGCCAGUUAUACAACAACAGUAAAAGGUACAGAACACCACCCUGAACAAGUCUCAAAUAGAAUAUAUAGUUUAUGUGUUCAAAGUGUAACCAGCUUUGUUUUUACCCUAGAUGGCCAAGAGGAAGUGUUUGCCGUUGUGAGUGAGUCAGUCUCACUCACUUGUGGUAACACUUCCUCUCUCAGCGUGGGCAGCAGAGUGGAGUGGGGGAUGAGCUCACACACACUGGUGGGGGAUAGGUCACCUGAUAAGAAGCAAAUAGAGGCAUCUCAUAUAAAUAAAGACUUCUCACUGGAUAUCAGCAGAGUGAACCCUCUGCAUGCAGGGGGAUAUCAGUGUUCUGAGUCUGCUGGUCAUCAGGUGUUAAACAAAAUCAAGCUGCAUACUUUAGAUGUUACAUCAGAGAGCAGCUCAGGAGGAGGAAAUCUAACCUUGACUUGUGUACUAACCUGCUCUGAAGAAUGUGAAAAAGACUUCAAUUUAGCUUGGUCUGGAAGUGGUCCAAAUUGCACGCAGAGCACUUUAAUGCACAUCAAUAAUACUCUGAUGAAAAGCCUAUUAGUAACAUCUUUGUCCAUGGUAUCAGAUGAAUUAAUCUGCUCUGUGCAUAGAGAGGGAGAGCUGAUGGCUUCAAAGAGGUGGUUCACAGUUAACACUCUGCAAACUCCUGCAUGGUUAGCCUUUCCUCUGGGGCUCUUAUUGGUGUUUAUGAGUGCUGGAGGUCUCUAUAUGUACAUCAAGAGGAAGCACAACAAGGAUGCAGGUAGUCAGUCAGCAGGAAAUGAGCGAUCAAGUAUUGGAAUGACUCAUAUUUAUGAGGGAAUUGAGGACCACAGUUAUGCGGAACAACACCAGCAAAGAAACACCAAUAUUGAAGCUGCAACCACCACUGACAGUUUUUAUGAUUUGUUGCAGGCUGUGAACUAAUAAAAGAGAUUUUCUUAUUAUUCUUUUUUUCCUCAACAUGUACUUAUCGAAAAUAUCAAACAUGUUAUUAAGGGAUUAUUUACCUGUCAGAGACAGAGAAGUUUACCAGUUGUUUUGACUCCUCAUUUAUGAUCCUUUUUCAUUCUACCAGUAUUUAUACAGAUUGGAUGAAAGAUAUUACUGAAAGCUCAUGUUGUGAACAUGUCAUUUUAUUUAUCAAAAAGAAAACAAAUGACGUGAUAUAUUGAUACAAACAGGGUGAAGACAUAAUAUUUUCAGCAGUGACAAAGCAGAGGGUUAGCAUUUUUUAUAUUCCUUAAUCUGCGACUCUACAAUACAAACUCAGACAUCUGUAGUUAAGAUACAACAAGCUUUUGAACAAUGCAUUCAUGUACACAGUCAAUCGUGGAAAAUAUUCUCCAUGUUCAGCCAGAAAUGACUAGUAAUGGACUGCAAUGAAAGACAGAAAUUUGUUAUUUUGCAGUUUUAAUAUAUGAUGUGAAUUAAUGCACUGAGUUUUGAUACAUACAAGUAUCUAUGUUGUCAUCCUGGUAUUUGUAAAGGGUAUUAACUCGUUGGGUCAAAAGAUCUGAGAGAAAAGGUUAAAAAGUUGUGAGUGAAGCAGGAGGAGAGGUCACAGAGGCUGAUCUCAGGAAGGAAAUCAGCACAAAAAAAAAGGGUACUCACCAUUUGAAGGUGUUAAACUUGUAACCUCAUACUCUGCGUACAGCUCUACAGCAUCACCUGAUGAAUACAUGAGAACAUGAACAUAUCAUUGAACUGCAUCGCUAUCAAAGUAAAAAUAUCUUCGAGUCAGAUCAAACCUGUGUGGGGACUCUGUGUAUGCUGUAAAGCUUCCUGGGUGUUACGUCUGUUGUAAAUGAUCAGUAGGGUCAGAGCAGUAGUUAUGGCAAUCCCAACAAUGGCUACAGUCACAAUGACUGCAAUCAAUGCUCCACUGCUCCCCUCCUUCAUGGUUUCCAAAAUAAUCAAACUGGUUGUCAGGGCUGAAGGUGACAGGAAUACGGUGUACAUAUUAGGACAUGAUAAGGUCUCAGAGUGAGGUAUCAAACCUCAGAUGAAAAAGCAUCAUGUCUCUGGAAAACCCAGUCUGUUCUAAGAGUGAGGUGUCAGACCUCACAUGAAAAAAGCAUCAUGUCUCCAGAAAACCUCCGUUAUGUGUCAGACUUAAGACUUAACAGCCUCAGACCAGACGACUUCAGACUAUAUGGCUUAAGAAAUACAUGAUUUAUCUUACUCUGAAGGGAACACAUGAAGUGUUAUUAAUGUCAUUAAUGCACCAUUACCCUGUGCAUUUGUGAGGAAAUACAAAGUUAUAUUUCGCAAGGUUCUCUCUUCAAAAUGAGCUCCUUCUCAUGCCGUGUUAAAAUAAUGACAUUUCAUGUGUUUCCUUCAGAAUAAAAUAAGUGAUUUAUUUCAUAUGAAGCCGUUUCAUAUGAAGUCUGACACAUGAAGGAGGUUUUCUGGAGACAUGAUGCUUUUUCAUGUGAGGUCUGACACCUCCUUCUGAGACAUGAGGAUUUCCAUCAGUAUAUUGAUGAUGCAGUAGUUUUAAGUAAAGGAUUAUAUAAAAAGUUAUCACUGAAAUACCUGGUACUGCUGUGGUCAUUGAUGUGGUCAUUGAUGUGGUCACCUCAACAUUUCCCACUUUACAAAAUAAAUAAAAAACUUGCAUCA
This is a messenger RNA of Notolabrus celidotus (New Zealand spotty), 3383 nucleotides long. RefSeq lists its product as uncharacterized. Gene Ontology annotation, molecular function: MHC class II protein binding; protein tyrosine kinase binding. NCBI's taxonomy places the organism in Eukaryota, Metazoa, Chordata, Actinopteri, Labriformes, Labridae. Gene Ontology annotation, cellular component: external side of plasma membrane; membrane raft. The coding region runs from base 156 to 1685 and encodes 509 amino acids. Gene Ontology annotation, biological process: positive regulation of ERK1 and ERK2 cascade; T cell activation; interleukin-15-mediated signaling pathway. The record is from RefSeq and is a predicted model, not a curated record. The transcript is spliced from 7 exons.